Molecule: messenger RNA, 660 nt
Organism: Closterium sp. Naga37s-1
Lineage: Eukaryota; Viridiplantae; Streptophyta; Zygnematophyceae; Desmidiales; Closteriaceae
Source: the annotation of a GenBank genome assembly
AUGAUGGUCGGAGACGACGAGGAGAGUGACUACGAGGAGUGUGCCUUCGCGUUCUUCUCUCCGGUGGAGAUGCCGGGAGAACCAGCAACUCUCAAGGAGGCUUUGGAGAGUAGUGAUGCUGAGGAGUGGAAGAAGGCCAUGGAGAGUGAGCUGAAGAGCAUUGAGGAGAAUGACACGUUUGAAUUGGUGGAGCUACCGGAGGGGCGUACGGCGAUAACGUCCAAGUGGCUCUUCAAAAUAAAGUCGGAUGCCGACGGCAAGAUCGAGCGCUACAAGUCUAGGCUUGUAGCCAAGGGGUACCAGCAGAAGGAGAAGGUGGACUUCAAGGAGCUGUUUGCCCCUGUGGUGAAGCCGACGACGCUGCGAACCCUAUUCGCGGGGAGCCGCCAUCAAAGGAUGGGCACAUUCAAGCCUAUUGUGACUAUAACAGGUUGGAGGUGGUGGGGGUGGUCGUGGGGGGUGGAGGCGGUGGAGGUGGUGGUGGGGGCGGCGGAGGCACUGGGAGCGGUGGAGGGGGCAGCAGCGGCGGUGGGGGAGGAGGGAAGCGGUGGUGGGGCGUGGGUGGUCAGGGCCCAGCAGCAGCCGCCCCAACAGCAACAGCAGCAGCAGCAGCAGCAUCAGCGUCAGUUUCCAGACCCCCACUUCCCAGCAACUUCUUGA